AUGGCAGGUGAAGAUGAUGGCCGACGCCACCUGGACGGUCGAAACCCUGCCACUGCCAACGCUGCGCAGCAGCGCGUGGAAGUCUCAGUCGCGAGUCCGGCACCGCAGAGUCCUGCUCGCGAGCGACCACAGCCGCGGACGUUCGAGCCUGUAAACAUUAGUUUCGAUCAGCUGUUUGAGUCUCUUUCGCAGACUUCGGGUAUAGGGGAUCUAUUUACUCUCGAGAGUCCGGCUCCGGCCGAACCGAAAGUCCAGAUCCAGCCCUCAUACCUAGAUGAAAAUUGCUUUUUGCAGCAGCAGCUGGGCUUCGGAUUACAACCCGUCUGUCCCUCUGUUUCCUACCCACCGGGGAAAGAUGCUGCCGAUGCCACCUCCUACCCCUUUCUCAAGCGUACCAGGCUCGACCGGCUCGACCAGGACGAUGUCAAGUUUCUGGAACAACGGAGAUGCUUUACACUGCCCCCCAAGGCCGUGUUGGACGUGUUUAUGAGGCAGCAUUUUCUUUAUGUGCAUCCACUUCUUCCAAUCUUCGACGAGUGCGCAUUCUGGCGCCUCUACCAGCAGCCAGAGUGUGUUGAAGGCUCCGAACACCAGCUAUCGCUCUUCACCUUUCAGGCCAUGUUGGCCGCUGCCUCGACGAAAGUCCCCAUGGGGACCUUGGUGAAUAGCGGCUUUGCCUCUCAUGAGCAGGCAUGUCGGAUCCUGUUCCGACGUGCCAAGCAUCUCUACGAUUUCCGAACCGAGGAAGACCCUUUGGCCAUCGCGCAGGGGGCCUUGGUGCUUUCCUUGAUAGCUCCAGCGGAUAGUAUGCACCAGGAUAACACUCUUUGGCUCAAUAUCGCCAUUCAGUACACCAAAGCGCUGCGAGGGUCUCGGUCGCCGGGUCAAGCAUAUCCAAGUCCGGCGUGGGCCAAGAGGGCCCAAAGACUGUGGCGGUGCUGCCUUAUCCGCGACCGGAUCCUUUCCCUGGGCAUGCGCCGACCACUUCAGAUCAUACCAGAGAGUUACGACGCCAGCAUGGCCUUGGAUUGGAUUCCUGAGGGUGUGGGAGAGGACAAGGGCGAAUACGUGGGCUCCCUCAUCCACGAUGUUGAUACACAACGCUAUUUGGCCAAGCUCCACGUCGUCUGUGUCCGAUUUGCCAUCAUGUUGACCGACCUCCUGAUGAUGGUGUAUCCUCAUGACAACGUCGAAGUCACGCCCAUCGCCUCGUUGAGCGACCAUUCCGACUUUGUCUUGCGCGUGGAGAGGUGUCGGUCCGAUCUGUACAAGUGGUCCACCACUUUCCUGACCGAGUUUCCCGACUCGCCGCUCCCCGCCCAUACGAGCAACGUGGCCGUCUUCUUCCGGAACUUUCUCCUUAUGUGCCAAAGGAUUGCACUCCAUCAGCACGAAAUUACCACGGCGUACUUCUACCCGGGCUACAUCAAUGCGUACGACUCUCGGCGACUGAGCGCGGCGAGAAGCAACAUCUACGACAGCAUCCAGACCAUCUGUGACCUGACGAGAAGGCUACAAGCGCAGGACCUGCUCUCAAAACUUCCUCCGACCGCGUAA
Messenger RNA from Cladophialophora psammophila CBS 110553, 1557 nucleotides. RefSeq lists its product as uncharacterized. Lineage: Eukaryota; Fungi; Ascomycota; Eurotiomycetes; Chaetothyriales; Herpotrichiellaceae. The coding region runs from base 1 to 1557 and encodes 518 amino acids. Gene Ontology annotation, molecular function: zinc ion binding; DNA binding. The transcript has 6 exons. The record is from RefSeq and is a predicted model, not a curated record. Gene Ontology annotation, biological process: DNA-templated transcription.